AUGGCCGCGGAAAUUCUUCAUGAGCUGCAGCUGCAGCACACCACCCCGCAAAAUGCGCUCCAGAAUCAAGACAUCGAUAUCGACGUAACAACGACUGAAAAACCCCUACAACAAAACAACAGUCUCGACCAUCCGAAGAAGAGAUUCGCACUAGAACGUUGUAACCCCGGUCCUCCAGCCUCGCGCCCGCGAACCCCGCAGGAUAUCGUUGAGAACCGGGCGGAGGGUAAGCUUGACACAUCAUCUAGCGAACUGAGCAUUGGUGACUUCGAGCUGCUACAAACACUGGGUACAGGCACAUUUGCUCGAGUAUGGCUGGUUCGCCUCUUGAAGCACACAGGUAAAUUUAAGAACGGAGCAUAUGCGCUUAAGGUUCUUCAUAAGGCGGAUGUUAUAAAACUGAAACAGGUUGAGCAUGUCCGGAAUGAAAUCGAAACCCUAAAUGCUGUUGCUGGGCACCCUUUCAUCACUACCCUGGUCGCCACAUUUACAGACGAUCUGAGCUUAUAUAUGUUGCUCGAAUAUUGCCCAGGAGGAGAGAUUUUCACAUUCUUGAGACGCGCGCGGAGGUUUGACGUGUCGACUGCCCAAUUUUAUGCUGCGGAAAUCGUCUUAAUUCUUGAAUUUCUCCACGACGUCCAUGGCAUCGCGUACCGCGACCUCAAGCCCGAAAACAUCCUCCUUGACGCAGAUGGCCACCUGAAACUCGUUGAUUUCGGAUUUGCGAAAGAGAUUUGGAGCAGGGAAACCUACACACUCUGCGGUACGCCAGAGUACCUAGCACCAGAAGUCAUCCAUAACUCCGGCCACGGCCUAGCUGUUGAUUGGUGGGCUCUGGGCGUCCUGAUAUACGAGUUCAUAGUCGGACAACCUCCAUUCUGGGACCCAAAUCCCAUGCGCAUAUACAAACAGAUUGUUGAUGGGGUCCUACGAUUUCCUGCCAACAUGCCCCCAGCCGCGCAGGAUAUUGUAUCUCGGCUGUGCCAAACGAACCCAUCCGAGCGCCUGGGUCACAUUAAGGGGGGAUCCGCCAGAGUGAAGCAACAUUCCUUCUUCAAGGGAGUCAAUUGGGAUGAUAUUUACCACCGACGAAUGAAGGGACCCAUAGUCCCCCGUGUGGAUUCCCCGACCGAUGCAGGGAAUUUCGAAAUUUACCCGGACCCUCCACACCCGUCGGAGCUUGCUCCGUACACGAAGGAUAUGAGAGACGCGUAUGAGCAUAUGUUCAAGACUUUCUAA
Messenger RNA from Histoplasma mississippiense, 1239 nucleotides. Its product is annotated as serine/threonine-protein kinase PRKX. Gene Ontology annotation, biological process: peptidyl-serine phosphorylation. Gene Ontology annotation, molecular function: cAMP-dependent protein kinase activity; ATP binding. NCBI's taxonomy places the organism in Eukaryota, Fungi, Ascomycota, Eurotiomycetes, Onygenales, Ajellomycetaceae. The transcript is spliced from 4 exons. Gene Ontology annotation, cellular component: cAMP-dependent protein kinase complex; nucleus. The coding region runs from base 1 to 1239 and encodes 412 amino acids. The record is from RefSeq and is a predicted model, not a curated record.